This is a messenger RNA of Thyridium curvatum, 795 nucleotides long. RefSeq lists its product as uncharacterized. Lineage: Eukaryota; Fungi; Ascomycota; Sordariomycetes; Thyridiales; Thyridiaceae. The record is from RefSeq and is a predicted model, not a curated record. The coding region runs from base 1 to 795 and encodes 264 amino acids. The transcript has a single exon.
AUGGCAAUCAAUAAGACCACGUUCGUCAUCGUACCGGGCUCCUUCGCCCUGCCAGGCUUCUACGACGACAACGUCGUCGCCCUCCUCCGCGAGCGCGGCUACGACGCCCGCACCAUCCCCCUACUAUCUGCCGAUGACGGCACCCGGCAGCCCCCCGCCACCAUGGAGCAGGACGCCGAGCACAUCCGAGCCGUAGUGCUGGCUAUCCUCGAAGACCCCCAGCACCCGAGCGACGUCGUCAUCGCGUCGCACUCGUAUAGCGGCAUCCCCGUCGGCACCGCGCUAGCCGGCCUCAGUAAAGCCGCCCGCGUUGCCGAGGGCAGGCAGACCGCCGUCGUGGGCGUCGCGGCCAUGGCCUCUUUCCUCCCGGCCCUCGGCCAGUCCGCCCGCGACCUCAUGGGGUCACAAGCUCCGGAGCCGUACCGCUCCGGCCUGCCGGGGGAGUACUUCCCUCCCGCCCCGCGCGAGAUCCUGCUCAUGAGCUUCACGGGCGCGAGCCCUUCGGCGGAGCAGGUCGGGGACAGGUAUCUGUCCUUCUUUACGCGGCACAGCUCCGACAGCUACGGCGGCAAGCUCGGGUACGAGCCGUGGAUGGACAUUCCUACCGUGCAAAUCAUCCCUGGGAUGGACGUGGUCAUCCCCACGGCGCUCCAGGAGCAGAUGCAUGAGCGGGCAGUGGGUGCGGGCGGCAAGGUGAAGAGGGUAUUUGUGGACGGCGCGGGGCACGCAGUCAAUGUGAUUCGUCCUGAGGCUGUUGUUGACGAGAUGGUUGGGCUGGUGGACAAGAGCGCGUGA